Caenorhabditis angaria is the source of this 838-nucleotide messenger RNA. The record is from the annotation of a GenBank genome assembly. NCBI's taxonomy places the organism in Eukaryota, Metazoa, Nematoda, Chromadorea, Rhabditida, Rhabditidae.
AUGAAAUUUAUUAAAAAUCUUCUGCUGUUAUUGGUUUUCAUAAAAUGCUCGCUGCAACAGAUUCAGGAUCCAAGCUUUCAAAGAUAUUGCCAACGUUUCAAUCAACCUCUAACCAGAUAUGAAAUCAGAAGCGAAGGAGAAGCAAUUCCCAAUCCUGUUGGUGACAGAUGCACUGUUUCGAUGGAUUUUCCCGCGAGAGAUGACGUAAGUCGCCCUCUGUAUCAAAACUCCAAAAUGAUUAGAUAAUUUUCAGAAAGAAGCUGAAAUCUAUUGUGAAAGAUGGGGAAUGUUUGUGUUGGUUGAGGCAAAAGCUGAUGGAAAUCGUGUGUCUUGCACAUAUGAAAAUGUCUAUGAAUGCAAAGAUAAUUUCGAUCAAAUUCGUGGAAUGUGCUAUAAAAAGUUUCACACACUUCAAAAUUACACCGAAGCCGAGGAAGAAUGCAAGAAAUCUCACGCGGGAGCAGAGAUCCUGAAAUUGCAUUCAAAACAUCAAUCGGAAUUGUUGGAAGCGUUUUUUGGCGACACCCUAAAAAUGUAUUUUCUACAACCGGAUAAAACACUCGAACAAUCUUCGCAAUUUGUUGCUGAUGAAUCAAAUGAUCCAAAUUCGAAUUAUGUGAUUACUUAUACUUAUAGUAUUCAUUAUGAUGUUGGGCCGAAUACAAUUUUGAAAUUGAAUGAAAAUGUGAAAGCAUUUGCGAUGUGUAUGUACCAACCACCGGAAACGAUUCUUAGUUUUGCGGUGAAAGCUAAAAAACUUGCGAAGUAUUAUUAUCCUACACAAUUGGUUGGUGCAAUGGGUGUAUGGAGAACUUCUUCGCAUUAUACACCAACGUAA